This is a messenger RNA of Penicillium brasilianum, 372 nucleotides long. Lineage: Eukaryota; Fungi; Ascomycota; Eurotiomycetes; Eurotiales; Aspergillaceae. The record is from the annotation of a GenBank genome assembly.
AUGGCGGAAAAGCACUGGGGGAAAAGCAGUUCCGCGACACAUCAACAUGACGUCAAGGGAGGUGGUUGCGUCAGCCAGGUGCUGUUGAGCUUUGUUGCCCUGGUUAUCGAAUCAUUGAACCUACAGGAAGAUGAUAGGAGGACCCGAGGAGGUACCAACCUACCUCGGUGCGAGCUAGAGUUGAGAAAGGUGAUCAUAGUCAUGAUUAACUUUGACUCUGGACUCUGGACCUUACAACGAAAAGUAAUGUCGUCAUCCCUUCUUCCUGCCUUUUUCCCGGUUCCUUUCCUACUUCCUGCUCCCUCCUCCCUUGGAAACAUCUUCCACAUAUUUUGUCUUUGCUUCCUCUCCUACCUUCCUUCAUUCCAGUGA